CGUCAGGAUUCAGGUCCAAGUUUUCGCGCCGAGCAUCGACCGCGCAACGUGUAUACCACGCUGCCAUCGAGCACGAGAAUCUACGGAGCGUGUGAUCCGCCAGCAGCGAACCGGGAUCGAUCGAUCCUCCUUGAUCGACGCCAGCCCCCUCUCAUCGUUCGCGGUGCACCGACUCCAGCCGAGGUGUUUUCGAGGGAUUCGAGGAAAUUUCACCCGGAGGACGACCGUCGUCGGCCUAGCCCGGUGGGACGUCUGGUCAAGAAGGUGGUGGACCGGAGGAAGAGAAGUUCGCAAGUGGAGGAAGUUUGUGAUACGUUGGUGAUCAGCCAGGGUGUGCUUCGAGAGUGAUCAGGGAAUCAGAGCGUAGAGGUGCGUGCGCCGACUCGUUCAGUCGGCACGUGGACAGGGACACACGUACACGUACGCUUGACUGUUUGUUUUGUGGACACGUCUACUGGUGAUCUGACGGGAUCCGCUGGGAUAAGUGGAUCGUCCGAGAAUCGUCUGACCGAUACGCGCAUCGACUACUCGUCUGCCAGAGCCGAUCCUCUUCGGACUCGUCGUUCGGAUCGUUUCGAGGGACUCGUUCGCAGUCGCGUUCUACGUUGUCGGUUUCGGCCGGCCGAAGACUGUCGAAAGUACAUUAUCACGAGGGCCACGUGCGGGAGGCAAUUAAACGCGUGGCAGGUGCUACGGACAGGUGGUGGCCGAGUUAAUUGCACGGCAAUAAGCGUAGACAUUCUGCGAAAGAUUGAUCAACGUUCACCGGUGCCGGUACGACCGACUGUAUCGUGUGUAACGACUCGGCAUCGCGGAUUCGCAAGGACUCGGACUUUAAUAAGCUCCUAAUUAUCGUCGCGGAUAAUUACGACGCGUGAUCGCCGUUGUAUUCUUCGGCGUGGAAUCGAGGCGAUAAGCACGGACAGCGAGCACAUCGUUGACAAAUAGAAUAAUUAAAAUCGCAUUAAACCGACUACGUCGCGUUCACGCCGCGCGUUAUCUCGAAGGUGACCGAGUGUGCAGAGGAACGCUUACGUUUGACGAACCGGUGAAACGCUGUGUUUUUUCGUCGUUCGGUGCUCGUCAGCAACGAUUUUGACAUUCCCUUCCGGGUGCACAUCCGACGAGAGCGAUCGAAGAAUCGAGUGACGUAUUAUCGGGUCUCGAGCAAUUAACAGUUUGCUGCUUAAUCGCUCCUAAUUACUCGCAAUUACCCGGCGUAAUUAUGGUAGGCUGAUGUCACCGGCGGUCGAUGUAUUUGUGAAUCGUUUGUCCGUCGAUAUCGGUUCACCGUCACCAUCCGGACUGUUCGUUGUCGUCGUAACCGGUCGCUAGAAAAUUGCCUAGUGAUCGUGGAAAAGAAAGGCGGAGAAACACGCGAAAGUGCUUGGAACUUGGGACAGAGACGCGAUCGUGAUCGUUACGUGGCUACCGACAACUGUCGAGAACAGACUAUUCGUCGACACCGAGAAACACGAAUUUCGGUUCGAUCCAACAACUAGUGGCAUUGAGCUAAAUAAUUAAACGGCAGUCGACAAAACCUACGUCAAGACGAAGUCCCACGCACGUCAGACGCAAGUCGCCUCAGAUUACGAAUCCCCUGGAUGCAAGGUUGACAUGGCGGAGGGUUCACCCGAAGAGGAACAGAGCAGUACCGCUGCAUCCGCUUCCCCGCCAGCUGAUCUUCGCACUCUGAACACCCAAUUGUUACCGCCUUAUCACCACCAGUCCCAUCUCCAACCUCGUCUUCAGCAUCUGCAGCAUCCCAACACGUUGGCGACCGCCGUACCGCCCAGGCACAGCCACAGCAUGCUGUCUCAUCAGGUGAACAUGGAAGCCGAGUUGGACGCGCCCUGCGACGUGCCAUUGAAUCUGAAGAGCGAGCGUUGGUGGACGGAUUUACGAUCACGGCAGGCACCAGCAUCAUCCACCGACAGCGACAGGAGUAGCGCCGGCACUCCGGAAGCGACGGCCACAAACGGAAAUUCACUCCACGAGCAUCAGAUAAUGAUGGACGACAUCAAGAUUUCACGAAAAGGAGAAUCCAGUCCGUCACCCGAGAAUCUGCAUCAAGCGAAACGGGCGGCUGAAGCACAUCUCAACGGUACAAUGGCUGCUGGCAUGGUGACCCUGCAAAAUCUUCACAAUCUGGCAAAUCUGCACAAGCUCAUCAACACACCCUUGAAUCUCACAGUUAGCUCUUCUGGAGGUACUGUACCAACAGCUUCGAGUACGACAGUUUCACCUCAUCUUUUGCCACCAAGUCCGGCGCCAAUGGGGACAUUACCUCAGCUAUUAUCUCAGCCACAAUCGGCCGCGAUGCCUCAAUUCAUUCUAACGUCCGGUCAAUUGGUUCAAGGCAUUCAAGGGGCUCAGCUUCUUAUCCCCACGUCGCAAGGAAUCGCCUCGCAAACUAUCCUCACGAUUCCCGUCAGCCAUAUCACGAAUCAGAUGGUCAACUUGGGGCUCAACAAUGGCCAGGUUGUCUCCACCACCUUGGCGAACCUUCAGUCUAUCGCUCAGCCACAGAACAUGAUGAACACACCGACCAGCAAUGGCGAUUUUACAGUUCCAACAAGUCCCAAUUUAGCAUCAGGUCUAGGACUGAAUCCGGCAGCUUUGCGGCACCUUUUGAGCAACAGUUCGACCAGCCAGCAACUUUUGAACGCGAUGCAACCUCAGCAACUGCUUCAAGCCGCGCAGGCUGCUCAGGCGCAGACCGCACAGGCGGAUCAGGCUGCUCAUGCUUCUCUGCGACCACUUCUGACGACGUCGCCGCAGCAACACGGCCAUCGACACAGCUCUCACAUGAAUCACUACACGCAGCCGACGGAUAAGCAUCACAGAGAGAGGCCAGAGCAAUCGUCGCCUUUGAACGAGUCCGUGGUAUCCGCUGCGUCGGCAUUAAACAGACUGGCGUCCAGCAACGGCGAAAUCACUAUCACGACCACGCAUGGAUAUAAUUGCGUCGGUGUGAAAGCGUCGCCCAACAGCAUGCACAGUUCCAAAGAAGAGGAAGACGAUCUGAUCGAUUCACCCAACCACCCAACCAUCAACGACUCCGCGAACAACGUGAACGGUUUCGAACUGGAGGACAUCAAAGAGUUCGCGAAGGAGUUCAAACAACGUAGAUUAUCCCUAGGUUUGACGCAAACCCAGGUGGGGCAAUCGCUGAGCGCAACGGAGGGUCCAGCUUACAGCCAAAGUGCUAUAUGCAGUGCCCUGGCUUACCGGCUGCUCGCUGCCUUGCAGAGUGCCCCUCAGCAGCACCCUAUAUUCGAAAAGUUGGACAUCACGCCAAAGAGCGCGCAAAAGAUAAGGCCGGUCCUCGAAAAGUGGAUGAAAGAGGCUGAAGCGAGUGGGUCUGAUUACAGGUACAAGAACGGGAUCAAUCAGUUGACGGAGUUUAUCGGCGUGGAAACCAGCAAGAAGCGAAAGCGACGAACUUCGUUCUCACCGCACGCUUUGGAACACCUGAACGCCCACUUCGAAAGAAACACACAUCCAAAUGGUAAUGAGAUCACAAAAAUAGCCCAGGUUCUUGGAUACGAACGAGAGGUGAUAAGGAUUUGGUUCUGCAACAAGAGGCAGUCCUUGAAGAACACGCUGAGGUCGGUAGCGAAGUCCAUGACGUAAGAAGUAACGUAAUCGGACAAGAUUCUUCGAUCAGUGAACAAGAAAAAGCUUUAAGGACUCAAGUUUACGCCACAACUCCACGAGAGACUUAAAUCGCGUGUCUUUCAUCGAUCUCGAUAACCAGUUCAAUCGAUAGAUUCCCAUCGACAGAAUUUACGAAAUGUCGCGUUAAUAAAUAGAAUUUCUACGAAGUGAACGAGCGAGAGCAAUUUCAAAAUUCGCGCGUCCCAGCGGGCGGACGGCGGGAAUUUUCGAAACGCUCCCGUGUCGAUCGAUGUAAAGAUCGUUUGUGAUCGCAAGCGUAUACGAGACCUAUCUGUAAAUAGCUUUAACCUAUGUGACUAAUGUGAUGUACAGGAGUCGAGCGUUACGAUAAUCGCAACCGUGUGCCGUCUUUCGCGAAAAAUUGGGAAAUCGACUUAUCGACGAUAGUAUACGUCGACUCCGUUUAUAACCAACGACGAUAGCUGCUUACCGACUGACGGUACGAUAGAUAUUACCAUCUCACGGUAAAGUAGAUUUGACGGGAUUUUUAAGAAUACAAACAUCGCACUGCGAUUAUUAACGCGUCGACUCGUCGAAUUAGGAUAAGUAAAUUCCGCAAGAAACCGCACAGAUAAUGCUAGUUCACGAAACGAUCAUGGAAGCUUCCAGCUGCUGAGGAUCGUUUGUGGCAGUGAUGGGCAACUGUGAAGGGCACGGUGAAUGAACACGCAAAUACUGUGCACUAGUAGGCGUUAGGUUAUCAAAUUUCUACGAUCUUUAACAUCUAUUUUGCCAAACUUCUAAAUUCGAACGUUUGGAGUUAUCAAUUUUCGAACUUGUAAAUUAUCAAAUUUUCGAAUUAUGCAAUCUCUCCAAAUUAUCAUAUUUGCAUAUUUCCAAAUUUCCAAGUUAUCGAACUCCUAAAUUCCUAUAUCUGAGAACUUGGUGUUUCCGAAUAUCUGAAUAUGAAAAUUUGAGGUCAAGUUUGAAAAUUUCUCGAUUUCUAAAAUUUCAAACUUGAAGUCUUCGGAUUUCACCCUACCUGAAAACCGGUCGCUGUACAUACACAACAGACCAUCGGAGGGCAGCAGAUCUGCCCAUCACUGAUUCAUGGAACAAUCCGGAGGAAGCACAAUAACGAGGAACCGUACAACAAAUAUGAUCACCUUAAUUAAGGCGAGAAAAUGGUAUUUCUUGUACGCGACCGAACCUGGAACACGGAAAGAUCGAGGAAUGGACGUUGAAGUCCGUUUCGCACACAGAAAAGAACAUAGUUGAAGCAACGAGAGUCAACCACAACAGCAACAGUACCGUUCACAAUACCGUUCACAACAGGGAUACGAGUUCAUUUGCCAAUGAAAUAGCAACGGAGAUAUUUUACAGUAACGCCGCUAUCGUUUAUAACGGAUCACCACACAACGUUUUCAGUUUCAUUUCUUACCGGAGGAACACAACCAACCGCAUCAUCGCAGGCUUCGUUCGAGAUCAAAUGUUUCAACCAUAUUGUUCUCUGGGUGUGCGCUCGUCUGUAUGUUACGCGUGUAUGGUCCAGGUAAAUUACGAUUCCUCUUCGAAAUAUAAUUCCCAGUGAGCCUCCGCUUUUGUUUGAACCGUUACUUCGUCUUUUUAUGCAAUAUAUCGAACAUCGAUGUGAUCUUUGUUAGAAACUGUACAGAGUGUCAAAGGUAGUAUAGUUCUUCGCGAAUAUUUCGUUUCUUGUCAAUUUUACGACGUACAGAGCUAUUACAAGAUUUGUAGUUUGAGAAAUUCUCUAUAAAAAAGAUUCUACAAGUUUUCUCAUAGGUGUAAUUAUUUUCACGUAUGAUGGCUUAAGAGAUUACUUUCAUACUUGGAUGCUGUCCUUUAGUUCACCGGAUGUUAUCUCAGAAACGGUUGCACCUAUGGAAACAGAUUGUAGAAUCUUUUUUGUAGAGAAUUUUCUAAGCUAUAAAUUUGAUAAUAACUAUUUUUGUCGUAGGAAUGAUGGGUAACGAGAUAUUCGCGAGAAACUGUUUCCGUUUACGAUAUAAAGGUUCACAGAAAAAUGUAGGUCGCUGGGAAUAAUUUCGCAGAUAAACCAUAGUCUGACUUUCCUGGACUGUGUAUCGAUGGACUUUUGUUAGAGGAAAGGGGGAGUAGAGGAUGGACUGUAGCGAGUUAAAUUAACGCAAUAACGUGUUCGAAAGUAUAAUUAUCGAUCGAUCAUAAGAUGGAUUAUCCUCCUGAUGCCGCCGAGUGAAAUUCUAUUCGAAACCGAAAGAGGGAAAGGCUACUCCAAUAGAGGUGGUUUCAGGUAUUUCCGCGGAGUAACAUGGAAAAAGUAAAAAUAUAAAAAAAAAAUCACUAGUCCGUAAUAGUCUGCCAUAUACGAGGUAUACGUAUUAAACGUUUACGCAUCUUUCGUUCCUAAAUGUUCGAUCUUGCUUAGCCCGCUGACGAUUGUAUCGACAGAUUGGAUGCGUUCCGUUUCCGCGUUCACGGUUAUUUUGCAAUCGAUCUGAUUUCUGAACGAUUUCGAAGCAUCUGUAGAAAUUCGAUUUUAAAAGACUUGCACGAGGAGGAGACACGAAUCGAAAUAUAUAGGAUGUCGGAUACAAUUUCUGGUUAACAGUAAAAUACAAUUAACAACGAUAAUAUUUCAUUUCGGCUGCAAAUUAGCCGCGCGAUCGAUGUACGAUGGCUAAUACCACUAGGUGGGUAAUUUUGGCACGGAAACGCGACGAAACGGAACGAACAGAGACAGGUUCCAAUAUCCACGGACGAAUCUCCAUAUUUACGCAUCCAGAGGAACGGUUCGUUGGUAAAGAAGAGGGGAGGAAGAAGCAGGAAAGCUGAUUAAAUAAAUAAAAAUUAUAAUACGAUAAACAAGAAGCAUAAAAUAUCGACCAUCCCACAAGGAUAUAUCUCUCAUGUAUUCCCGGUUAAUCGAUAGUGAAUAAUAGCGUUUCUUUGAAUGUGUUCCGCUUCAACAACUCUUUCUUUCGUCUGUCCUAAAAGAUGACAGGAUUAGUCGUUUAUCGGUGGUAAAUCGACCGAUCAUACAUACACACACAAGUUCUAUCGACAUUUUUCCUUCCUUGCGUAAUAAACGAUACUGUAGGCGACACCCAUCCCAUUAAAUGGUACGACACGAUUUCUUAAAUAUCUCAAGCUCGAGUAUAAUUAAGAAAAACAUUGUAUGAUUGGAGCAGCGGAAAAGGGACAGACGUCAUGUACACUACACGUUCAUGCAUAUACAUACAUAUACACACAUGUACUUCGAUAACCCAGAACGUUUGUAAUUGGCUAUACAGGGUGAUAGGUAAAUUGAUACUCUUAUUUUUAUGGGGUAUUUUACUUUUCAGAGAGAUUCAAAUAUUGCUGGUUUCUAUGGAAAUUGAAAUAUUUUAUGGGGUGAAAAGUGUGGGAGUACAGAUCCUUGUUUCAAAAUUUUUUUAUCUAUAAACUUUAGAUUACUCUUUCAUAAAUAUUGUUAUUGGACUUGAAUGUUACGGAGGUCUAAAUUAAAUAAUUUCAAGGUCCAAAUUCUCAAGGUUACAAAACGCUAAACUU
Messenger RNA from Megachile rotundata (alfalfa leafcutting bee), 7173 nucleotides. It is a transcript of the gene pdm3, whose product is annotated as POU-domain protein pdm3. NCBI's taxonomy places the organism in Eukaryota, Metazoa, Arthropoda, Insecta, Hymenoptera, Megachilidae. Gene Ontology annotation, molecular function: RNA polymerase II cis-regulatory region sequence-specific DNA binding; DNA-binding transcription factor activity, RNA polymerase II-specific. The record is from RefSeq and is a predicted model, not a curated record. Gene Ontology annotation, biological process: regulation of transcription by RNA polymerase II.